Stegastes partitus (bicolor damselfish) is the source of this 5308-nucleotide messenger RNA. RefSeq lists its product as uncharacterized. The coding region runs from base 14 to 3436 and encodes 1140 amino acids. Gene Ontology annotation, biological process: regulation of transcription by RNA polymerase II. The transcript has 17 exons. Lineage: Eukaryota; Metazoa; Chordata; Actinopteri; Pomacentridae. Gene Ontology annotation, molecular function: DNA-binding transcription factor activity; RNA polymerase II cis-regulatory region sequence-specific DNA binding. The record is from RefSeq and is a predicted model, not a curated record.
CGGAGCACCGACGAUGCUGAGCUGGACCCGCGGGGACUCCAUGGAGCCGGACUCUCUGGACGCCAUGUCGAAGAGCGACAUCCUGCGAGGCAUCAUCGUGGAGAAGCUGAGCACCGCCGCCCGGGAGAUCCUGGCGGUGGUGGAGCGGACGGUGACCGACUACGAGGAGGAGGCGUCGGGCUUCAGGCAGGAGAUCGACCGGCAGCGGAGACAGCUGGAGCUGCUGCAGCCGGAGAUCAAGCAGGAGACAUCCGAUGAGCCGCACGUUUUUCCCGUCGGCGAGACCGGCGCCGGUGAACCGGUGGAGGAGGAGGAGCUGCACAAAUACGAACCAAGUGAGGAGGACAGCGAGAGUCUGGGGAUCGUCUGCUACACCGAGCAGCAGGUGGAGGACGACGAGCACGAGGAUGAAGAGGCGAUCGAGGAGGAUGAAGAUGAGGAGGAGGAGGAGGAGGAGGAGGACGACGACGACGACCGGGCGUCGCUGAGCUCUUCUCCUGAGCAGCUUCACUUCGCCGAGCCGGGUUACGAAGCGGCGCCGAGGUUGUUGAGUUCCACGGUUCAGUCUGACAGGCGGAGCGUGGGCAGACCUCGGAUCAGCAACUCUCAGACCCUCAUCGACCUGAGGAUCCGCAUCCUGGAGGACUCGGACAUCGAUGUUCUGUCAACCGGAGUGUUCCAGAAGUAUCCGGCCCACGAGCUCCAGUGUCCUCGAGGCCUCCGGCAGGACGACUUCCUGCUGCUGCUCCGGUCCUCCUUCCCUCAGCUGGCCGCCGGAGAACCCUUCGACGUCUUCACCACCGACAGGACCAAGAGGCUGCUUCCCCUGGAGGUGAAGAGUCUGACCCCGGAGGAGAUCUACAGAACCAUCAGGUCCAGCGGGAACUCCGCCCUCUACAUCCGGCUGAAGAGGCAGAAGCCGAAGGAGGUGCAGUCAGCCGAGUUCGACCCGUCGCAGAGAGACGCCGCCGCCGCCACCGAGGCUUCGUCCUCCUCAGAUCAAAGCAGGAAACUCUUGAGGAGGAAGCCCGGCAGACCUCGGAUCAGCGACACACAAACCCACAUCCACCUCAGAGUCCGGAUCCUGGAGGCCUCCCAGACCGACGUCCUGUCGGCCAGCGUGUUCCAGAAGUUCCCGGUUCAGGAGCUCCAGUGUCCUCGAGGUCUUCAGGAGUCCGACUUCCUGGACCUGCUCCGGUCCUCCUUCCCUCAGCUGGCCGACGGGGAACCUUUCGAGGUGUUCUCGACGGACAGAACCAGGAGGCUUCAGCCUCUGAACGUAGAGACUCUGACCCCGGAGGAGAUCAGCAGCACCAUCAGGUCUACUGGGAACUCUGCCCUCUACAUCCGGCUGAAGUCUACAGGGGAGCUGCAGCCCAAAGAGGAGGAGGCUCUGCAGAGCAACGACGCUGAAGAUGAUCUGUCCACGCCGACGACCAGCCGACACAUCAGCAGAAUUCAGUCUGACAGGCGGCGGCGUGGAAAGGCUCGGAACCAGGAGUCGGAGUCCCACAUCGAUCUGAAGAUCCGCAUCCUGGAGGACUCCCAGAUCAACGUCAUGUCGCCCAUCGUGUUCCAGAAGUUCCCGGUUCAGGAGCUCCAGUGUCCCCGAGGCCUCCAGGAGUCCGACUUCCUGGACCUGCUCCGGUCCUCCUUCCCUCAGCUGGCCGACGGGGAACCCUUCGACGCCUUCACCACCGAUGGACUGAGGAGACUGCAGCCACUGAAGGUGGACAGUCUGACGCCGGAGGAGAUCCACGGAGCCACCAGGUCCACCGGGGUUCCCGUCCUCUACAUCCGGCUGAAGCGUCCGGCAGAGCUUCAUAGUGAAGAGGCUGCAGCUGAAGAAGCUCCUUCGCUUCCCGACCAAACGGCAGCGAGCAGCCGAGUUCUGCCUGUCAGGAGGAAACGCGGUCGGCCUCGGAGCAAGGACUCGUCCUCCCACGUGGACCUGAGGAUCCGGUUCCUGGACGAGUCUGAGAACGACAUGACGACGCCCGGUGUGUUCCAGAAGUAUCCGGUCCACAAGCUCCAGUGUCCUCGAAGCCUCCAGGAGGACGAGUUCCUGCUGCUGCUCCGGUCCACCUUCCCUCAGCUGGCCGCCGGAGAACCCUUUGACGUCUUCACCACCGACAGGACCAAGAGGCUGCUUCCCCUGGAGGUGGAGAGUCUGACGCCGGAGGACAUCCACCAGGUGAACCGGACCAACCGGAACUCUGCCCUCUUCAUCCGGCCGAAGACACGAGACGACGUGGAGGCCGGACAGAAGAACCUUCUUCCCCCGGAGAGAGACGUCGACGCCGCUGAGGAUCUUCCGUCGUUCUCCGAACAAACCGGCCUGUACCGGAGCAGCCCCGUCCAUCAGCGAGAAACGGGACCCAACGUUCUGUCCAACAGCUUGGCGUCGCAUCCUGAAGACGUGGAGCCGGAGGACGACGGCGAGGAGUCGGCCAACCUCUGGUUUCUGAUGCCGUCCGAGAGCGACGAUGUUUCCGAUGGCGAGGACGACUGGAGGCCGAACACGAGCGACGAGCGCCUGAGGAACGGAGAACCCGACAGGAUGAUGGCGAAGCAGCAGGUCAAGGCCAGGAAGACCAAGCAGGCGGCGGCGGCGUCCCCGCUGACCGACCACAGCGACGCCCAGCUGUCCUGUAAAGUCUGCAAGAUCCUCCGAGGGUCCAUGAACAUGUUGAUCAAACACGCCUGGAGCCACGUGAACGAGCGCGAGCGUCUGUGCGGCGUCUGUGGGCAUCAGUCCGAGUCCACGGAGCAGCUCAGGAGCCACCUGCAGACGCACCAGAAAACUCACAGCUGCAACAUCUGCGGCAAGUCCUUCAUCACCGUGUCCGGCUUCAGGGGCCACAUCGCCCGGCACAAAGGCAACAGGCCCUACAAGUGCAAGAUCUGCCACAAGGCGUUCACCGAGAAGUCGGUGCUGAUGAACCACCGCUGGGUCCACACCAAGGACAAGCCGCACAAGUGCGACGUCUGUCACAAGUCCUACCUGUCGAAGCUGAAGCUCCGAGACCACCGGUCGACGCACACCGGCGGGAAGCUGUACGGCUGCAACGUGUGCGGCAAACGCUUCCGCAGCCUGGACACGCUGUCCGGCCACAUGGUGCUGCACUCGGGCCACACGGCGGUCCGGGAGCGCCGCUGCGUCUGUGAAGUCUGCGGCAAAAGGUUCUCCACAGACAAGAACCUGCGCAUCCACAUGAAGAACCACAGCGAGGACCGACCGUUCGCCUGCAGCAAGUGCAACAAGAGGUUCUCGUUCAAGUCCAACCUGGUGACGCACAUGAGAGUCCACACUGGGGAGAAACCCUACCAGUGCCCCGUCUGCGGGAAGACCUUCAGCCAGAACCACUGCGUGAAGAGACACCUGCUGAAGCACCGCGUGCAGGAGAUGUCGCCCAUCAACGGAGCAGCUUACUAGUGUGACUCACAAAGAUGGCUGACCAUCUUUGUGAGUGACGCCCAUAUUUGGCAGAAACGGGUGCCGCCGUCUUUUUCUGGCGAUUACAACCGGAGUGUGUGCAGCAGUGGCCUACGAGCUAGCCAACAGGGCUAUCGCCAUGCCAACAACGUGACUUCGAUGCGAUACCUGCCUAAAUAUACCAACACUGGGGAUGUCUCAGUUCAGUUUUUAUGCCAUCACUCCGAGCUGUUUAAUUUUUUUUUGUCACUGCUGCUCUUCCUCAAUAAUGCGCAUUUCAGUUAUUGUAGAUUAGCGGUAAUACCUGCCUGCACCACCAGGUGGAGCCUCUCACUGUCACUCAGGCUCCAGGCAGUUCAUGUUGGCACCAGAGAGCAUCGUGGGAGUUUAGCCAGUUAGCCAGUGGCACCAUGACAAAGACUUCUGCGAUGCUCGAUGACCUUAAAUCAAGCUGGGAUCCACUCAGCUAAUGGUUUAUCCCAGUUUCAUUGGUCUGUUCUAUCCCGUCAUGUGUCCGUGGCUAGUAAUACACUACGCUAGCACGGGACAAAUGUCCAGUGUUAUUAAUCGAUAGUGCUGUAUUUAUUAAUGAUCAGGUUUAGGUUCAUGUAAAUACCAAUGCUUGCAAAUGUCCCGACAGAUACUGAAACGACACCACAGCCGAAAUCUAAAGCGUCCGGAAGUGUUUUGUAAUAUCAGAUGACGGAACUCAAAGUUUGUCGUUUUUUAUUGCUCAAAAGAAGACUUGGGGGAGAAUUGGACUCUGAUGUUUUGUUUGCUCUCCAAGUACGUUCACCAGUUACCACGUAUUUAAACGGGAGCAGCAGGUUACAGAAGGAACGUUGGUGUUGAGCUAGCACAUGUGUGAAAGCUGGUGUUUGAACUGAACCAGGGGUCUGUAAGUCCUGAUGACAUCUAACUUGUCGAACUGAGUAACGUUUGGCUUUCAGUGCGAGUCUGAACUCAGUCACGUGAGCAGAAGGUCACACAGCGUUCGUUUGAGUUGUGUUGGAUGAUUUUAGGACUUCUUCCACAUUUCAGAACCUGACGUUGGUCCAAAAGCAUCACAGAGCACAAAAGUCGCAGUUUAAAGACCACAGAACACUUUCCUUGUUCGCUUUACAAACUAAAAUUGACAAAAACUGACACGAAUCGUAAAAGAUUUAACGUAUGUUUGAGCUACACGUUACCACACAGCAGCAGGGGAGUUCUGGUCCUGGUGAUCCUGACAUGGAUCAGGAUCUUAUGGCGGCGUAACUGUGAAGCUUCAGGGUUCAGCGGUUGUGAAUCCCCAGAAUAAGGCGGCGGCGCCAUGUUUCGUCUUGUACAGUCGGAGGAGGUGCGACGCCGGCCGUAGCCACCUGUCUCCCGCCAGGUGUUUGUUCUGGACAACGUUAGGAUCCUCUGAGGUCUUCACAUACCUUCUUCUAACUGACCAAAACUCUGAAACCCAAAGGUUCUUCAGUUUGGACGCAGCUUGAAAACUGACUGAAAGGUGGACCUACAGCUCCUGGACUGUUUCUAGAGACUAACGUUGAGGAGGAACUUUCCAGAUUCAUUCAGUCUUUUUGUUACCUGCUCAGACUGGGUUCUGGUUCUGGUUGGUUGACUUUCAGAAGAAGAAACAUCAGCAGCCCUCCAGGAUUAACCCAUUGUACUUGGACAGCCUUGAACCGGUCCAACCUGAUGGAGACUGUUACAGCAAACUUAUUUAUUCAACACCUCGUGGGGGUCGCCCCAAACCGACCGACGUCGAAGAGACAGCGCGGCGAGUUAAAGACGCAAACUGACUGAAGUUAAACUCAAAAUGGAACAAAAACAACCACAAAGAGACACAAAAUGGGUCAAAUCGUUCCCUAAAAAUAGACAAAA